UGCCGUUAUUCUAUCAACAUUCUGGUAAUGAAAAAACGUAAUCGCUGUUUACGACGCGAAGCCCCGCCCAUUAGUGUAGAUUCCAACGCUCUUCCGUAACCUAAAACGGGUUUUUUAUACCACUUCUCGGUAAUCGCGCUACUACAACUAUCUCUGCAGAUAUACAUUCAUAGAAUAUCCGCCCACAAUCCUUUAUCGUCGCUAAACAGUCACGUGCCGCGGUGACGUCACUUCCCGACGCCAACAGUUCCAUUUCGGGUUUAGGAAAAGCCGAGACUUCCGGGGUGGAAGGAAAGUAAAAUGGAUGCCGUGGCAGGAAGUCGAUGCUUGUGAGAGCGCUGAGCGAUAUACCGAGCUUCUUGAUUCCCAACGGCAAUUUAUUUUUUAUUUCUUCUCUCUCGCUUUAAGCGGCACACGGACGGUAGGAAACAUUUUGUUGGCUUCUUGAAUCCAGAGGAGUUGUAGUAGACUUGUAAUGGCUGCCAACCUUGGGGAGCCGAUAAAUAACGAGUGGGUUCAGCAGUAUAAUUCAGGUGUUAACCGAGAAAGUGGGAUGGAGGUACCAAUGCAGGAGAAUCCCGAGUGGGAAAAAGCAAGACAAGCAUUAGCUAGCAUCAGCAAAGCCAAUGCUACUUCAGCAGAUAAAGGAUCUGAGAGUGGCCAGACAAACUCACAGUUUGUUUCACAACAAGGAGAGGCAAUUUUGCAACAGCAGCAAUACUACCAGUGGUAUUCACAGUAUAAUUACUCUUAUCCCUACAACUACUAUUAUCAAAUGAAUAUGUACAAUGGUUAUAAUACACCCGGUCAGUAUGGUAUGCCUGGAAAUUAUCAAUCCAUGUCAUCUCAGUCUGGACAACACCAAGGAAACCUUGCACAGCCUCCUGUUCCUGGACUUGAAGAUAGCAGCAUGUCAUACUCUAAUGUUCAAUCACCCGUCUCUUUAUGCAAUACCCAAACAGCAUCUCAUCAGCAAGUAAACCACAGUAUGACAAAGCCAUGCAUUCAAGGUAGAAAUGCCGGCAACCAAUCGAAUCCUCAUUCAUCCUCAAACCAACCCAAUUACAGCCAGCAAUCUUUUAACGAAGGACCAAAACAAAAAAAGGGCCAACAGUUGUGGAAUCGCAUGAAACAUGCUCCUGGUUCUGGCGGAUUUAAGUUUAACAUUCAAAAACGACCACUUGUAAUGGCUAACCAGAAUUUUGCUUCAUCUGAACAUCAUGAUAACAGUGCAGGGCAGCAGCAGGCAACUCACAUGCAUCAUCCUUUACAGCAACCACAACAGCAGCCAACAAUAGAGAAAAUCACAGAACACGGCAAUAAUUCAUCAAAACCUGAAGAUUGGCCACAAGCCAUGAAAGAGUAUGUGCAACGCUGCUUUACAUCAUGUGAAUCAGAAGAGGAUAAGGACAGAACAGAGAAACUUCUAAAAGAAGUUUUACAAGCCAGAUUACAGGAUGGAUCUGCCUAUACCAUAGACUGGAGUAGGGAGCCGUUACCAGGGAAAGAUGGUGGGAAAGAGAGCCCCAAAAAGAAGCGAUGGGAACAAACUACUCUUCAGACUUCUCAUGGCAGUACCAUUACUAUUACCCAGUCUCCAAGAGGGGGUGGAAACAGCACCAAUGCAGCAACCCUUAGAGGACGCGGCAGCUUUAUCAAAAAAUUUGGAAACCGAAACGUCUUCAUGAAAGAAUCCAGCUCCUCCUCAAGUGCAGGCUCUAGAUCUCGAUCCAGAUCCCCCUCUCAUUCUCCCCACAGACGAUACAGACGCAGUGAUUCUGACUCGGAUAGCGCAUAUUCUGGUAAUGAAACUCGAGAUGGUGGACGCAGAAACUUCCAAAAAGCCCGUGGUCGAGGAGGACACAUGGAUCGAGGAGGGCGAGGGAGACUGCAAAAAGGCAAAAGAAGCGAUCAAGCCUUCAGCAAGAAAAACCGAAAGAAGAAUCCUGUGGCCAUGGAGCUGGAGGACCCAGAAAAAGAAUUUAAGAAGGAAAAGCGGGCAGCUCGUUUCCAGCAUGGCCAUGGACCCAAGAAGCUGCGAAUGGAACCUCUUGUCUUGCAGAUCAAUAACAUGGAUCCUAGUGCAGCUGACAACUUAGACUGGGAUGAGAUAAAAAUUGUCGGCAACUCUCAAGAUAUUACUAAACAUUACUUGCGUUUAACUUGUGCUCCUGAUCCAUCCACUGUGCGACCAGUACCAGUAUUGAAAAAGUCACUAACAAUGGUGAAAGCAGACUUCAAGAACAAGCAGGACUAUGUGUUUGCAUGUGAACAAAUGAAGUCAAUACGGCAGGAUUUAACGGUUCAGGGAAUUCGCACAGAAUUUACUGUGGAAGUCUAUGAAACUCAUGCAAGGAUAGCACUUGAAAAGGGAGACCACGAGGAAUUUAACCAAUGCCAAGCACAACUGAAAUCUCUGUAUGCGGAAAAUCUCGCUGGGAACGUUGGAGAGUUUACAGCUUACAGAAUCUUGUAUUAUAUAUUCACGAAAAACUCUGGGGAUCUAACAACAGAAUUGGCGCACCUGACUAAAGAACUGAAGGCAGACGCUUGUGUCGCACACGCACUUUCACUCAGAGAAGCGUGGGCUCUUUCAAAUUAUCAUCGAUUUUUCAAACUCUACAGACAAGCACCACGAAUGUCUGGGUAUCUCAUCGAUAAGUUUGCCGAGAGGGAGAGAAAAGCUGCCCUUAAGGCCAUGAUUAAAACUUUUCGGCCGCUGCUCCCAGUUUCCUUCGUCCAGUCAGAACUGGCCUUCGCGAAUGAGGAAGAGUGCCAGAGUUUCCUGGCUCCUCUAUCUCUGGUGUACGCAGGGAACGACGCCAGCCAGAUCGAUUGCAAACUCAGCUUAGCGGUCUUGCCGAACAUCUAAAUCAGUCCCCCCUUUUAUAAGUCCUUCAAUAAAUGUGUCGUAGAACACGUUUCAUGCUCACACCAAGUGUGUAAUAGGAUUAAGAUGCUCUCCUACUUGAUAUGGUCACUGUUUACAUGCGCCUGACUCUGGAUCAGAGGAUGGAAUGAUGUGGCCAAUGCAUGGGCAUCUUUCGGAUGGGCACAUUUGCUUGUCCGAACGAUAGAUUUCAAAAGUUCCAUAAAUCUGUGUGAUAUCCUGCUUAAUCUUGGCAAGAAUACUAUAUUUUACUGUGUGUAUAUAAAUAUAUAUUAAGUUGUAUAUAGCUCUUUCACCGACAUCACCGUAAAUAAGGCACAUUCAUGAGGAACACAGAUUUUUAUUUAGUAAAUGGCAGUAUUACACUCCGGUGAAGUUUUUUAAGGGAACUGUAAGGUCUCGGGACAUCGUUUAGCAUUCCUCAAACAGCGGGACUCAUUAGCCCUUCAGAAUACUUGCGUACAGAGACAGGGCCGAGAUCUCGCCAGGUGAUUAUGGAAUAGAAUAGUUUGAGAGCACUGCAGAUUGAUUGAACAAAAACAUCACACUACCUUCAUUAUAAAAGUCAUCCACGUGUUUGAUUGUAAUUAAGGAUUUGUGGAUCAAAGGGGUUUUCUAUUUUUUUUUUUUUUUUCUUUUGUUGAAACACUUGUUAUUGCCUUUUGACCCAUUUAUGUAUAGAAACUAACAAUGUCUCAGUUUCUUCUCUUUACCUCACUGGUACAAGCCUCUGUCCUCGUGCCGCUCCGAAGUGUCAAAGUGGCUCUGGAGAGAAGGCAAUCCACUCAGAAAUGGGGAGGAGUAAAACGAGCUUCACUUUGCUGCAAGGUUGAAAGAAAGACUUUAUGCUAUGAAUGAACUUUCAAAGGCCAGAAAUUCAGAGAGAAGCUACAUCAACAAGCCACCAAAUGAGCACAGUACCCGCCAUAAGAUAUCCGGAACCAAUUGCUGCUGCUGGAGACUCCCAACGCCUGUGAAAUCAGAUCUGUUUUUUUACCGUUGUUUAUUUUGUACCCUUUUUAUUUUAGUUUCUCUUUGCUUUUCCCUUUUUGUCCGCUGCUCAGUGUUAACGUUUUUCAGCAGGUAAUUAUUAAGUUUGUCCCCUUCACAUUCUUCCUCUUCUUCACCUCUCACUACUGACGUUUCCGUAUUUGUUUUUGACUCAGUCCCCUCCUCGCCACAGAUUUUCUUUAAAUCCCCUCCCCUUUUCCCAAUUUAUUUUUUUAUUUUUUUUGGACAUGUGAUGGCAUGGUAAUGUGCAAUAAUGAGCAGUUGCUGGUCAAAUACUCCUUUCUUUGCAGAUAUCUGUUUUAAUUUUCUCCCUCCGUAUAAUAAAUUGAGUUGGAUAUAGAUAGGGUGUUCUGUUUAUUGCAAAUAAAUAAAAAUGAGACAUUUGGUAAAA
Molecule: messenger RNA, 4292 nt
Organism: Xenopus laevis (African clawed frog)
Lineage: Eukaryota; Metazoa; Chordata; Amphibia; Anura; Pipidae
Gene: leng8.L
Product: leukocyte receptor cluster (LRC) member 8 L homeolog
Exons: 16
Coding region: 476-2872 (798 amino acids)
Cellular component (GO): nucleus
Source: RefSeq, a predicted model, not a curated record